GCGUUCUUCACGUGACCCGCGUUCUUAACUGACGUAGACCAGAUUGAUUCGUUAAAACAUCCGGUGGCGUUUUUUGAAGUGCGUUUGAGUUUAGUUGACUGUAGCUAUAAGCGCUGUAAAAUCAUUUGUGUAUAUGAUGGGGAGGAGUUCACGCUGAUUCUCCCUAUUUCUGCUUUUCUAACUUUUUUGAGAGGCCAGAUUCUCAACCAAGAUGUGUUCAAUUCCCGGUUUGCCAAACGUUGGAUCCAGUACUACUGUUCAGAUCACAAGAGUCAAUUUAAACCAACAAACUGUCUUAGUAGAAUUUGGAGCGAGUUUAACUUAUGGGCAAGAGACCAGGGAAGCAUAUCAACAACUUAAAAAAGACACUGAAGUCCCUAGGAAGCGGCUUCAUACUUUUGAAGGCAAACCUGGAGAAGUUUGCUUCGUAUAUGAAGACAGAACUUGGCACAGAGCAAGGAUACUUUCAAAGUCUGAACAUGAAUACAAGUUGUUCCUAAUUGACGAUGGUAAAUUGCUCUGGGUCUCAAGCAAAGUUUUGACAAAAUGUCCACGCAACCUUUGCAGUCUACCUCCCAAAGUAGAGCUUUGCAUACUGGCCAGUGUAUCACCUCUGUGCCUUGAAAGUGCAUGGUCUGUGGCUGCUUCAAAGUUCAUCAGAUCUUUGUGUGGGAAAGACAUCUCUGGGUGUGUUCGGGAUGUGAUAAUGCCAUCCAGAAUCAUCAUUCUUGACAUUCCAAGCAUAUCCAAACAAAUGUAUGAACUUGGAUUCGCUAGAAAGAUGCCCAGUGAAGACUUCAAAAGCCUUGUAAUGCAUUCAUUGCAUAUGCCAAGCAGAAACCUUUCCAUACAGACUGACCUUGUGACUACAAAUGGUCCGCAGGAGCAUGCCAGAGACCCUGACAAGUUGCAUCAAUACUUGUAUCCUGAGUUGUUGCCUGGAACAAUUGAGAUCGUAACUGUGACACAAGUUAUUCAUCCAUUGAAAAUCUAUUGCAAAUUGCGUGUCUUUUCACAAGAGCUCAAGAAAUUAAGCGAUCAGCUCCAUGAAUACUAUGAAGACUCUUUCUCUGCUCAGAUGCCAAUGCUGCUGUAUGACGGGUCUCCAUGUGCAACCAAAGGCAGUGAUGGCAAGUGGUAUCGAUCUGUACUUCAGCAGAACAAUGUCUCUGAUGUUGUCAAGGUCUUUCAUGUAGAUUAUGGAAUUGGAGAUUUUGUUAAACUUUGCAAUAUCAGACCUUUAUCUCCAAGGUUUUUCAAAUUGCCAGUUGUCACCUAUGCAUGCUCUCUACAUGGUGUCAUUGACAAAGGCAUUGGAUGGAGGAUGGAACAGAUAGAUUAUCUGAAAUCCGUUGUACUGGAUCAAAUCCUUGUUGGAAAAUUUGAGCAUCACAGUGCUAACGAGGGUGUCUAUUAUAUAACGCUUUAUGGAAAUGACAGUGUAAAUGUGAAUGACACUUUUGGCCACAGAGAGCAGUGUUUGUCAGUGACUGAGAGGAUUUGUGAUGACCAAACUCUCGAGACUCUAAACAAAUUGGCACACAAAUAUAUGUAUGAGAGAAAUGUGCCUGUACGUUCUCUUAAUUCAACCGCUUUAACCGGGGGCUCUGUUUCUCUUGAAGAUGUCACAGUAGCCAAACCUUCCAAAACUGGAAAAAGCCUACAGCCCUCAGAGGGGUGUUGCUCAUUGAAUGUCGCUGCAGCUCCACCUUUUCAGAAUGAAGCAUAUGUUUUUUCACAACCCAAAACUGAAGUGGGCGCAAAGGCGAAUGUCCGAAUAACCUGUGUCCAAAGUGUAAACCAGUUCUAUGGCCAUUUUGCAGAAAAUACUGACACUGUUAUGAAAAUGACCAAAGAUAUCCAACAACUUUGCUGCAAGCCACCACAAGCAAAGUUUUCAAUUUACCCUAAGAUGAUGUGUCUUGCUAAAUACACCGAUGGGCUGUGGCACAGAGGACAAAUUGAAUCGAUGCAUCCGAAAAUACUUGUCCAAUUUGUAGACUAUGGUGACCUGGUGGUUUUGGAUAAAUCUGAUAUUCUGCCACUUCCUCCAAAGGCUAAUGCAAUUGCAUCCAUUCCGAUUCAGGCUGUUCAGUUUGAACUUUUCGAUGUAACAUUACCUGAGCCGUGUGAGCUUAAUGAGUGGUUUAAAAACUAUGCUACAGACUACAUGUUCUCUGUCAUUGUGAAACAGAAUUCUUCAGGCAAACUAUCAGUGGAGAUGUAUGAUGAGAAAACAUACCUGAACUCAAAAAUUAAAGAGCAGUGGAACCAAAAGUCCAAAAGAAGAGGGUCUAACAUCAGCAAAGGAAUGGAAAAGGCUCGUAAUUUCAUCAAGACUUCAGAAGGCAUGGAGUCUAAAGCUGUGAGACACAAUUUCAGCACUACAUCACAAGCAUGUGAGAAGACCUCUAAAAAAGUCCCAAAAGCAGCUGUUCAAGGCACAAGGGAACAAAACUUCCAGACUAGUCACACGACUGGACACAGUAGAGGUAGGCCGAAUCCUUUACAGCAACAAGUGUCGUGUUAUUAUCCAAAGCUCAGCGAUCUUCCCUUGAAAACCUUGGAUGCAGGAUAUGUUUCAGACAUCUAUGUUUCACAUUGUAAUAGUCUAUCAAGUUUCUUUGUACAGUUGGCAAGUGAUGAAGAUGAAAUAUUUUCACUUCUCGACAAACUUAAUUCUGCUCAGUUAAGUGAUGCACAAGUUGAACUAGACCUGUUGCAGUCAGGUGACCUGGUUGUAGCUGAAUAUCCUGCUGAUGGGGCCUGGUAUCGUGCUGUUGUUCAAAACAAGAAAAAUGGCAUGGUUCAAGUGCAGUUUAUUGACUUUGGCAAUGAGGCAACACUCUUGCCCCUUAAAAUAAGGCAACUGGGCAAGCAGUUCCUCAGCACCCCCAUGUUUGGUAUUCAUUGUACACUUGAAGAUGGUAGAAGAGGAAAAAGAGAUUGGACCCAGGAAGAGAUAAUGAAUUUCAAAAAAGCAGCAGUUGAAAAUGGUGAGAAGAAAAUUCGAUGCAAGUUCAUCCGAGGGGACGUAUCUGCUUGGAUUGUCAGUUUAGAUCUCGAGGAAGGGCCUUUGUUUAAUGCUGCUCUCAAACCAGGUGCUCAAACCGAAUCCAAAAUGCACUGCAAUGAAGAUACCCAGCUGUUAGCAUUCAAGGAACCAGGUGUAACUCAAGGACAAAUUGUGGACGCAUAUGCUUCAUCUAUCGUUGGACCAAAUUAUUUCUGGUGCCAGUUCAAAAACUCAGAGGAUCUUGACAAAAUCUCCCUGCUUGCACAAGAAAUUGGAAAUUCUGGUCAAGCAAAACCAAUUCAGCCAGAUCAAUUAUGCCAGGGACCCUGCCUGGCACUCUUUUCUGACCAGCUGUGGUACCGUGCACAGGUUAUCAAUACACAUUCUAAAACGGUCUCUGUUCUUUUUAUAGAUUAUGGAAAUGAGUCUGAAAUUGAUCUGAACUUGGUUAAAUGUAUGCCCACCAAGCUCCUGGAAAGCCCACCACAAGCAUUUCUUUGUCAGUUAGAAGCUUUGGGGUCCGUACAUGGCACUUGGAGCAAUGCUGCAGCUGACAAAUUCUUUGAGCUUCUGGUGGAUGAACCUUUAAAAGUGACUAUUCAGAAUACAGUAAUGUCCUCUGACCUUCCAAACUGUCCUCAGUAUAAUGUACUUGUUGAAUGUAAUGGACUUAUAGUUAACGAUCUUAUGAAAGAUUACUUGUGUGAUCCCAAACCUCAAGUUUGUAGCGAAGUGACAAUGGACGCUAAAACAAAACCCACUUUAGGAAAGGACAGUUUUGGAGUAACGAGCUCUCAAACUGUUCAGAAAGAUAAUGUUCUCAAGCUUAACUCUGGAAAGUUAAAUGGCGGAGCAUCAAAUGAUGUAAACCCUGACCUUCACAGCUUUGACUCUCAGAUUUCACAAAAGAAAUUAGUUGCAGCCGAGACCCAAGAGCAAAGCAUUACAUGCCCAACAUUGACCACAGGAGUUGGAAACACGAUGGUUCCUGAAAUAUCAGUGCAGUGUUUACCUCAAGCUGUAGAUCUUCCUCCACGUAUGAUAGAACCAGGUAAGGUGUCUGAAGUUUAUGUUUCGCACAUCAACAGCCUGACAAGUUUUUUUGUUCAACUGGUAGAAGAUGAGAAUACAUUAUUCUCCCUCACCGAGCUACUUAAUUCCCAUCAGCCAUCAGAGAAAGAUGAAAUUCAUGCAUCCAGUGUUCAACAGGGAAGUUUGGUGAAGGCCAUGUUUCCUGAAGAUGAUUCCUGGUAUCGUGCUGUCAUAAAGGACACGAACAAAAAUGACACGAUCCAGGUAGAAUUCAUAGAUUUCGGUAAUGAGGCAACUGUUCCUCUCCUUAAAAUGCGCAGACUUGAUGAGCAGCUACUAUCUUACCCGAGGUUCAGCAUUCACUGCAGCUGCAGUCUAGAUGAUCGAUUCAAGAUGCAGAAGGGAAUGAAGGAGCAGACAUUUCUCUUUAAAACAAUAUUCGGUGAAUCUGGUGAGAAAAAACUGUCUUGCAAGUUUAUCAAAGAAGAUUGCAUCACUUGGGAAGUUAAAAUGACUCCCAGUGGCAUCACAUCAGAUUCAAGUGAGAAAUGGGAUGGUUUAGACUUAAAUGCAUCACAGGUAGUGUCUGAAACUGUGAAGGAGACAUUCCAGCUACUCUUCAAGAAUUCAGAUGUCUCUUUGGGACAGACAGUAGAAGCCUUUGCAUCAUGCAUUGUUGGACCAGAUUACUUCUGGUGCCAUUUUUCGAACUCUGAAAUACUCGAUCAAAUCACCCUUGUUGCCCAAGAAUAUGGAAACUCUAGUGAGACACAGCCAAUUAAGCUGGAUACUUUGGAUCCUGGAAGCCCGUGCCUGGCUCGUUUCUGUGACGAUCAGAUGUGGUAUCGUGCGCAGGUUAUUGAUAAAUGCACAAACACUGUAUCUGUCCUUUUUGUUGACUUCGGAAACGAGUCUGAAACCAGUGAAGGCUCUGUUAAGGCACUGCCUUGUGACUUGCUGGAUAGUCCACCUCAAGCUUUUUUGUGUCGGUUGGAAGGGUUUGAUCCUUCCAAGGGAUCUUGGGACAGUGCAGCUACUGAUAAUUUCUAUGAGCUCUUAGUGGAUAAACCUCUGAAAGUGACCGUGCAGUGCAUUGACAGUACAACUGAUCCUAACAGCCCUCCGUAUUAUGUUAAAGUUGAGUCUCCACAAUAUCUUGUAAAUGAGCUCAUGACAAAAUUUUGGAGCGGUUCUGCACAAAAUGAUCAGAACUCUUCUGAGGUGAUUGAAUCCUGUGAAAAAUCCAUUGCAUCAACAUCUGAUCGAAUUGUUUCAGAGGAUAAAGCAAGUGUGAGCCUUGCAGUCUCUACAGAGGAUAUGCACGCAAUUGAAUCUCAUGGUGCAGAACAACAUGGAGCUAAUCAGAUUGAACCAUUAGAAGUAAAAGGUGACUUGCAUGGUUUACCUGAAAACAAGGUGGAUGAUCAGCUUGAUGCGAUUGCUGCUGAUGAUCCUACAGGGAUUCAUUCAGAUUUAGAAAUCCAUGAAGUCUGUCAUGAAUCUGAUGAUGGAGUUCCUGUUGUGUCAGCUGAGCAAAUGCUGCUGGAAAGUAGAAAAUAUGGAGCAUCUGAAAAAGAGGACAACCCGACAACGGCAAGCAGAAGUACAGAUUGGGUAGCUGGUUUAGAAAAUCCAAUGUUACCCAUGGGUUGCACUGGAGAUUCAUGUGACUCUGUUAAGUGCAUCUUCAAAUGAACAGAAUUUUAAACUUUAUUUAUUGUGAAAAGGUAUCAUUUGUUUUUCAUGCGGAACAUGAAUGUAAACUGACAAAUAUUUGUUUCAAACAGACUCAGCCUUUGAAAGAUGAGAGAUUUUAUUUGCCGUGUUGCUUGUCAUGUUUCUUGUCAUUUUAAAAGCUUGUCUGAUUGCAUUGUUUGGUUUUUGUUGAUACCCCAGUUUAUCUUUGUAGAUGGUACGGUAAUAUUUGUAAUUCUUUUUUUUUUUUUCAACACUGUUUAUACAGGAGUAAUUGUAAA
Messenger RNA from Onychostoma macrolepis, 6024 nucleotides. It is a transcript of the gene tdrd6b, whose product is annotated as tudor domain-containing 6. Bases 212 to 5743 code for a protein of 1843 amino acids. The transcript is spliced from 4 exons. Lineage: Eukaryota; Metazoa; Chordata; Actinopteri; Cypriniformes; Cyprinidae. The record is from RefSeq and is a predicted model, not a curated record.